AGUCACGAGAGGAGGCAUCCCCGCGGCAUUGCACUGCUCCCGGCCCUGCUCUUCCCACAGAGUCCGAUGGCGGCCGCACCCAGGGACCCAGCUCAGGGUAGUGUGACCUUUGAAGACGUGGUUGUGUACUUUUCCUGGGAAGAGUGGGGUCUCCUUGAUGAGACUCAGAGAUGCCUGUACCAUGAUGUGAUGCUGGAGAACUUUGCACUUGUGAUCUCACUGGGUUGUUGGUACGGAAUGGAGAGUGAGGAGAAGAUGGCACUGGGAAAGACUCCAAGUCCAGAUUCAUCCGUUUGGAAAGCUCAGCCCUGUGAGAAAUGUGUCUUGCUUGGGAGAGACAUUUUGUAUGUGGCUGAGGACCAAGGAUCACAUCCUGGGCAGAAAUCCUACACCUGCGAGGCAUGUGGGAAACGACUGUGGUUCAGUGCAGAUCUUCACCAGCACCAGAAACACAAUGAAGAGAAGCCAUUCAGAUGGGACAUGGAGCUUCUGACAAGCUACAAACUGCAUGUGUCAGGGAAGCCUUUCCCCUGUGGGGAAAUUGGGAAGGACUUCCUGGCCAUAUUGAGUCUUCUCCAACAUCAGGCCACUCUCAAAGGGGCCAACCCACAUAGCAGCUUGGAACUUCAGGAGUCCUUUCAAGGUAGAGAAAGUCCUCACAAGUGCAGCGACUAUGGCAAAGCAUUCAGCUAUGAAUAUAAACUUUUCCAGCAUCAGCACAUUCACACCAGAGAAAGUUAUCAGGACUGGGAUGACUGUGACAAACCUUUUAACCAAAGCUCCACCCUUACUAAUUGCCCGAGAGCUUACCCAGGACCAAGGACUUACGAGUGUAAUGAAUGUGGGAAAUCCUUUAGCCAAAGCUACAACCUCAUUCAACACCACAGAAUUCACACUGGCGCAAGGCCUUACAAAUGCAGCGAAUGUGGAAAAGCCUUCAGCUUCAAAUUCAGACUUGUCCAGCACCUGCAGAUUCACACUAGAGUGAGGCCUUAUGCGUGUGGCGAAUGCGGGAAAGCCUUCAGCUACAGCUCUACUCUCAUUAAACAUCAGAGAGUUCACACGAGAGAAAAGCCUUACAAGUGUGGGGAGUGUGGGAAUUCCUUCAGCCAAAGCUCCAACCUCAUUCAACACCAGAAAAUUCACAGCGGAGCCAGGCCUUACAAAUGCAAUGAAUGUGCAAAAUCCUUCAGCUACAAAUGCAAACUUGUUCAGCACCUGCGCAUUCACACGGGAGAAAGGCCUUACGAAUGCGGUGAAUGUGGGAAAUCUUUUAGCCACAGGUCCACUCUCAAUCAACACCAGAGAAUUCACACUGGAGCCAGACCUUAUAAGUGCAAUGAGUGUGACAAAUCCUUUAGCCAGAAGUCCAACCUCAUCCAGCACCGCAGAGUCCACACAGGAGAAAAGCCUUACGAGUGUGGGGAGUGUGGGAAAUCCUUCAGCCAAAGCUCCCACAUCAUUCAACACCGAAAACUGCACACCAGAUGACCUCAUGAAUGCAAUGGGAAAGCCUUCCUCUAUAAGGUCUAACACAUUCGUCAGCUAGACUCACUAGGAGGGAACCAGCUCUUAGGAUAUUAAUUAAACAUCACACAGGGCAUCACACAGGGGUAGAGUCCCCAAAGCCUUCUCUCUCUUGACCAUUAUGAAUGAUGGGGGAGGUUACACAGCCCUUCUUCCUCAUGAGGGUUCUGACCCCAUUUUGAUGAAGCUUAGGGGGGGGUUUCAAAGUACUGUUUACCUUCCCAAGCCUCCUAGAGUGCCCCGAGAAACAGUGUAUUUUCUCUGUCUCUCCACAUGCUGUGGGGCACUAGGGGGCAGAAAAGUUGUUCCCAAGUACUGCAAAGGAAUCAUGUGCCUUCAUGUGGGCUUAUAUAACAUGACAUGGCGGGGGGCCAGGUGACUUGUACAGAAACAGGACUGUAGGAAUUAGUACACCUACAGGAACUUGCAUCCACUUGCAGUGACUGUGCCUGUGGGUUCAGUUUAUAAACACUCCAACGUAAAGUUUCACAGUCCAGAAAAUGGCGACAUGAUGCUGUCACCCAGAUCAAAAUUACAUUGUCUCAGUGAUGCAGGGUGAUGGACCCUUGGUGCAAAAAAAGUGGGGGGACCCAAGACCUCUAUUUGAUUUUUUUAAUAAAGCUUUAUUGAGAUUAAUGAACAGGCUGUAAAAACUGCACAUAAGUAUAACCGAACCACAGAUGGUAAUAAAUCUAUGUAUAAAAGUUA
Molecule: messenger RNA, 2235 nt
Organism: Callorhinus ursinus (northern fur seal)
Lineage: Eukaryota; Metazoa; Chordata; Mammalia; Carnivora; Otariidae
Source: RefSeq, a predicted model, not a curated record